UUACCAGUUGUAUGUUGGCCGAGCGUUCGCGUGGCGGGGGCGGCAACGACGAUGACAUUAUUUUAUUUAUGCUGUGAUAGUGAAAUAACAACAAGAACAACAACACCAAGAAUAACAAAAACAACACAAAGCCCCUUUAAAUCAAUCGCAAUAUUUUCGAAGAGAGACGCAAAACCAAAGGAGAGUCAUACAAUUUUACGAUAAAAACGAAUUAACCAAAAGCUUUAACGCCAGAAAAAAAAAUACAAGAAAUAUAUAAAUAAAAACUUAAUGCAUAGUGAAAACAGCACCAAUUAGCGCAUAAUCUAUAAAUUAGUAGUCAAUAUGUUUAGCUAGUUACAAUUUACAUAGAUAACAUUUAAUUAGUGGCUUCAAACAAAACACCAACAACCAACAAACGGAGAAAAACAAAUAUACCUAGUUUAAUUGUACGCAACGCAAAAGUAACGAAUAGCGAUUAGGAAAACUGGCCAACUGAUAAGGCUGGCGAAAAUAUUAAGCUUAUAGCGAAUAGGAAAUAAUAAUAGCAACGGUCCCCCACCCGCGCCUGAAAGCCCCGAAAAGCGAAUUCAUUCAGAAAACGUGCCACACAACCGGACGGCAGCGACGUCGACCGAGGCAGCGACGGACAACGGUAAAUGUCAAAGUCAUAAAGAGAUGGCAGGGAAAUGCCGCUGAGAGAAAGCUCAAAACAAAUGUCACAACUUUAAGGAGUUAACGCUUUAUAAGAGCUUUGUGUAACGUUAAGUGUCAAAACCGUUAAGAGAAAAAGGUAGAGUGCCGCAAAGAGAACGCCGAGAGAGUGUCCCAAAAACUUAAAACGAAUAAGUAAAAACCUAUGCUAAUAUAUAAUGUUAAUGAAUUAGGGGACGUAAGAUCCGGAAAAAGGUCACGAAUAAUUAUCGGGAUAAAAGCUAAACCUGACACAAUUUCUUAAAAACGUUAGAUAAAAGAGAAAACCAUUUAAAUGUAAAAAGGGAUAAUAGAGUGGCAAGAAAAAGACGGAAAAUCAAAGAGAGAGGACGGCGAAAGCCCAGCAAAUCUCCUUAAAACUAGACCAAUGUAAAAACCUUAAGGGAAAGCUCAGGAUAAAAGCUGAACGAAAGCUUUUGGCCAAGACACAAGCCAAUUAAUCGAGACCAAUGGCCACCACAGCGGUGGGAAUGGGUGGCGGCCAAGGAGGAGGGCCGGCGGGAUCGGCGCAUCCUGACGACGCCAGCAGCAUGAGCGACGACGUCUUCGAGGAUGCGGAGACAACGCAGGCGAGGAUCGAGGAGCUGCGGCGUCGUCCCUUCGGCGACGGCUGCUACAAUCCCCCGCGGCACCCGCUUCUGUUUCGGCCUCGAUAACGACAACAACGACGCAGCAGCAGCAGCAGCAGCAGCAUCACAAUCCGCA
Molecule: messenger RNA, 1398 nt
Organism: Drosophila ficusphila
Lineage: Eukaryota; Metazoa; Arthropoda; Insecta; Diptera; Drosophilidae
Product: ras-related protein Rab-26-like
Exons: 1
Coding region: 1143-1349 (68 amino acids)
Source: RefSeq, a predicted model, not a curated record